This is a messenger RNA of Didymosphaeria variabile, 1644 nucleotides long. RefSeq lists its product as uncharacterized. Bases 1 to 1644 code for a protein of 547 amino acids. The record is from RefSeq and is a predicted model, not a curated record. Gene Ontology annotation, biological process: transmembrane transport. Gene Ontology annotation, molecular function: transmembrane transporter activity. The transcript is spliced from 5 exons. Lineage: Eukaryota; Fungi; Ascomycota; Dothideomycetes; Pleosporales; Didymosphaeriaceae.
AUGGACUCUUCAACAAAGGAACAGCUUCCACCGCAAGAGAAGGAUCUCGAUCGCGAUGAUACCUCAGUCGACACCCCCAAAGACAGCCCUGCUGAGACGAUCGAAGAAGAUGAAGACCACUUCAUGUCGGGUGCAAAACUACACCUUCUCAUCCUGGGGCUCAGCCUGGCAUGUUUCCUGAUGGCCUUGGACAUGGCCAUUAUCACGGUGGCCAUUCCGGAAAUCACAGAAAAGUUUCACUCCACCGCAGACAUCGGAUGGUAUGUGAGCGCGUACCUACUUACGCUGUGCUCGCUGCAGCCGCUUUCGGGGAAGCUGUACUCAAAUUUCUCUCUUAAGUGGACUUUCAUGGCAUUUCUCCUUCUCUUCGAGAUUGGAUCGGCCAUCUCAGGUGCUGCUACCUCGUCGACUAUGCUCAUUGUUGGCCGCGCCAUUGCGGGCAUGGGCGCAGCCGGCCUGAUGAGUGGGACACUCUCCAUCCUUGCCGUCGCUGUCAGUGUUCGUCUACGAGCCGCGUACACGGGGGUCAUAAUGUCGAUGUUCGGCCUCGCCGUAGUCGUUGGGCCAUUGGUCGGCGGUGCCUUCACGCAGCAUGUGUCAUGGAGGUGGGUGUUCUACAUUAACUUGCCUAUUGGAGCAGCGACUGCAUCUGUCCUAUUUCUCUUCUUCCGCCCGCCCACCCGCAAAGCAGAGCUAGAUCCACUCACAGAUCGCAUCGCCCGGCUCGAUCUUAUCGGAGCAGCCCUGUUCAUCCCGGCGGUGAUCAUGCUUCUCAUGGCUCUCCAGUGGGGUGGCCUGACCUACCCGUGGAGCUCAGGACGCAUCGUCGGUCUGCUCGUUGGCGGAGGCGUACUCGUACUCAUCUUCGGACUGUGGCAGUGGCACAAGGGUAAGGAAGCAAUGAUUCCGCCUCCGAUAUUCUUGCAGCGCUCAGUGUUCUGGGCUUGUCUCACGGCCAUGUCCAGCAUGGGAACAAUGGUCAUGCUCGGCACGUGGAUGCCCGAAUGGUUCCAAGCUAUCAAAGGCGUUUCUCCUGUCCAGUCAGGCGUGAACCUGCUGCCUUCCAUGAUUGCACAGGUCAUCGCAUCCGUCGCAGCCGGCGCCUUGAUCACCAUUCUCGGCUACUACAACCCCUUCAUCAUCAUUGGGACGAUCCUCCUCGCCAUAGGCUCCGGCCUCUUCACAACCUUCGAAAUCGACACCGGCAGCGCAAAAUGGAUCGGAUACCAAGUCAUCUUCGGCCUCGGCUCCGGCUUCUUCGUCACCAGCCCGCUCGUCGCCAUCCAAGCGGUUCUCAGCGCUGCUGACACCCCCGUCGGCAUCGCAAUCGUUACCUUCUUCCAGAUGUUCGGCAGCGCCUUCUUCGUUGCGCUAUCCCAGACCAUCUUCAACGAGCAGCUCCUGAAGCAACUAGCCAAGAACGCACCGGACGCGAAUGUGGGCGCGCUGCUAGCUGCCGGCACCGCGAGAUUGCACCUUGCAGUGACGCCGGAGCAGCUGCCAGGGGUGCUUCUUAGUUAUAACAGAGCGUUAUUGGAUCCGUUCUACUUGGGUGCGGGUAUCUCUGCGCUGGCCACGUUCUGCUCGCUGGGGAUCCAGUGGGUGAACGUCAAGGGCAAGGAGUUAGCUCCGGGGGCGGCGUAG